Messenger RNA from Annulohypoxylon maeteangense, 1764 nucleotides. Its product is annotated as glycosyltransferase family 25 protein. Lineage: Eukaryota; Fungi; Ascomycota; Sordariomycetes; Xylariales; Hypoxylaceae. The record is from RefSeq and is a predicted model, not a curated record. The coding region runs from base 600 to 1703 and encodes 367 amino acids. The transcript has 3 exons.
AAAUUGGAACCGAACAAGUUUAAACAUAUCAAUUAAGAAUUGAAGAGUGUUUGAUUACGUCACCGUCGCUAUAUCUAACUGACACCGCUGAUCGAACGGUCAUGGCCCGGUGGGCAGCGUGAUAUCAUAGGAGCGAUUGGCAGAAAAAUAUCCUUUCCCCCUCCCGUAUCGCUAGAUCACGCUAGAUUUAAAUCUGACCUCCAACGGACUAGGCGCUGAUAGCCGGUCUCGCCCGCCGGAGGCACAGGGGUUGAUUGGUCUACUGAUAGAAGCGAGCACGGUGGCGCUAAUCGGGGUGUUUCUUUCGUAUUGUUUACGAUCGUAAGCAUCGAGCUUAUCAGGUAGGUAUCUAUGUAUAACACGCUGUGUUAUUUUUGCGGCUGAUCUUACAUUUCAUUCGACAUGUUCGUGACUUCGGAUGAUCUAGACCUUGGGUGAAGGUCGCACUAGUGAGACGUGUGAUACUUGUUGGUUGUACGUUACGUCUCUUCUCCCUUACUUACUCUGAACAUUCGCCAGUCCAACAGUUUUCGAGAUUCGAUGGUUCUCUAUGGAACUUGAUUUGGUACUAAGUGCAACGUGUUGACUAGACCACGAUCAUGAUUGGGGGACGACAAAAUAUUAAUUUGGUAAUUGGCGCGGUGGUCUUCGCUUGCAUCUUCCUCGCCUAUCUGGGAUCGGGAUCUGUCCGCAAUCAAUUAAGCUCGACUUCGAGUUCGAUAAAAUGGGUCCCAUCAAAGGGAAAGCAUGAGAAAUCAGACGUAUUCAAUAGGACUCUCGGUUUUGAGAAGGUCUUCGUUAUAGGACUUCCUGAACGUUCCGAUAAACGUGAUGCAUUAACUCUAAUGUCAUCGUUGACGGGGUUUCAGCUAAGUUGGGUAGAUGGCGUAGUUGGGAAGACGAUCCCCGAUAAAGCUUUACCCUUCGGGUGGAAUCGAGAGACGAUGCAAGAUAGCAAUCUAGGAUCGUGGCGCGGGCAUAUCAAUGCGAUGCGCCGUAUUGUCGAGGAAGGAAUUUCAUCAGCUCUUAUCAUGGAAGACGACAUGGAUUGGGAUGUCCACAUAAAAGACCUAUUGACGCAAUUCGCCCAAGCCGCACGCGUUCUGCAGAAAAACUUCCACCAAGACCAGAGACUGAAAUCGCCUAGCCCAUACGGCCAAGACUGGGAUAUGUUGUGGCUUGGAUCCUGUGUAACGACGUUUGAUGAAGACCUGCCCGAGCAUCUUCAAAUCCCGUACGAACAACGGGAUGCCCGUAAGAUUCUCAUCCGUAAUGACCCAACAGUGCCGCCGCUCGGUCACAUCCUAGGCAACGGGUCGUUUAGCUGGGAUGACUACCCACCAGAGACGCGCAUUGUAUAUGUCCCUGGAGAUAAUGUGUGUAGUUUUGCGUAUGCGCUGAGCGCCGCUGGCGCACAGAAGGCGCUUCAGCACAUGGGUCUUGAGGGUCAAACGAAGCCCUUCGACAACCAUCUGAGUGAUCUAUGCCGACUGCGCAUCAACGGAAUGCGCUGCAUUAGCAUAGUUCCGAGCCUUUUCGUUCAUCACCGACCUAGAGGGAAGAUCAGUGCUGACUCGGAUAUCAACAACGCCGGAGAAGCGAUGCGAGAGGUCGGGUUCACUGAGAAUGUUCUGUAUAGCACGCGUUUGAAUUUAAGGAAUCUAGUAAGGGGGUUGGAACCGGAAAAGCAAUGGACGGACUAAAUUUCAUAGACACAGGCUGGAGGAUUAAAUAUAUUAAUUUAAAGAAUUUCAUAUAGUGAAA